Molecule: messenger RNA, 2085 nt
Organism: Neospora caninum
Lineage: Eukaryota; Apicomplexa; Conoidasida; Eucoccidiorida; Sarcocystidae
Product: putative DEAD/DEAH box helicase
Exons: 7
Coding region: 1-2085 (694 amino acids)
Molecular function (GO): RNA helicase activity; RNA binding; ATP binding
Source: RefSeq, a predicted model, not a curated record
AUGUCUAGAACUGAAAGGGAUUACCAGUACGCUUCAGACAGCACUUAUCCAGGAGAGACGCAUUCUGAUGCUUCGGCGGGGAGCGUGCAUCCGCACGGCGCCGAUCCGAGUUCUUUCGCCUCCGUUGCCCCCCCCACCUACGCAGGUCAGGCGCUUCCGCCUCUCGCAUCCUCCUCUUGUCCGUACCCCUACUCACCUUCCUCGUAUUCUCCUGACUUGGGACCGGUGACGUCCUCUGAACAGGCUUCUCCCCACUCCCAUCCCCAUCCUACCUACCCCCCCGGCUACCCUGCCGCCUACUCGCCCCCCCAACCGCUUCACCAUGCUUACCCCCCCCCUAAGCAAGACGGAUACAGCGUGUAUGGAGGCCUCAAUGCGACUGGCUUCGGAGCACCCACGUACCACCCUCAUGGGCACGCACCGUCGCCGUACGGAAGUCAAGAAGGCUCCCCGUACCCGGCGCCAGGAGGCUACAAUCCCAACCCGGCGUACCCCGGAGGCCCAGGGGCCGCUCCUGGCUGGACCUCGGGCCCCGGGGCUGGUCCCCGGCGGAUCCCGCAGUCUCCGGGCUUCGGGGACCAACGAGCUCGAGGCCCUGACACGCCUUGGCGCCACAGCCAGUUGGGACAGGACGGCGGGAACCGCCGGGGCAGAUACGACGCGGGGACGAUGGGUUCUCACCUCGUCGAACCGAAGUGGAGUGAAGAGCAGUUGGCGCCGAUCAAAAAGGAUUUCUAUGUGGAGCAUCCGAGUGUCGCUUCGCGGACAGAGGAUGAGGUUGCCGCGUUUCUUGAGGCGAACGCGAUGCGCAUCGACGGCCAGGAACCCACGCCUCGCCCAGUCUUCUCCUUCGAGGAAGCGGGGUUCCCCGCGCCGAUCCAGAACCAACUGAAGAAGAUGAACUUCGCCGAGCCGACAGCCAUUCAAAAAAUUGGCUGGCCCACAGCUUUGAGUGGGCGCGACAUGAUUGGCAUUGCGCAGACUGGGAGUGGCAAGACGCUUGGAUUCUUGCUUCCCGGUCUCGUGCACGCCUCAGCUCAGCCACCACUCGCUCCAGGCCAAGGACCGAUCGUCCUCGUCCUCGCGCCCACGAGGGAGCUCGCGAUGCAAAUUCGCCACGAGUGCAUGCGUUUCACGGAGGGCCUGGCGCUCUCUUCAUCUGCAGAAGAUCAAGAAGGCGGACAGAGAAGCGGAGUGCGAUUCCGAACUGCCUGCGUAUACGGCGGUGUGCCUCGACAGGGGCAAGCGACGGAGCUCCGGAACGGCGCGGAGAUUCUCAUCGCCACGCCAGGACGGUUGAUCGACUUUCUCGAUCUCGGAGUGACGAACCUGAAGCGCGUGUCCUACAUCGUGCUAGACGAGGCAGACCGAAUGAUGGACAUGGGGUUCGAGCCUCAGGUGCGAAAAAUCUUUUCGCAAGUUCGCCCUGACCGCCAAACGCUCCUGUGGUCCGCAACCUGGCCGAAGGAGGUUCGGGGCUUGGCAAGCGAGUUCUGUCGGACAAGAGUGGUCAAACUUCAAGUGGGGAAAGCUGACUUGCAAGCGAAUGCGAAUGUCACCCAGCGUGUCGAAGUUGUUUCCUCGAAUCAGCUGCAGCAUCGCCUGCUGUCAGUUCUGCAAGAAGAUAUCGCGGGGCAGAAAACUCUGAUUUUCUGCGAGACGAAACGCCAGUGCGACCAACUGUGUCGGGAGCUCCGCUAUCGCCAGCUCCGCGCCCUUGCCAUUCACGGAGACAAGGAACAACGCGAACGCGAUAGAAUCCUCCACGAUUUCCGGAAAGGAGACUGCGAGAUUCUUCUGGCUACCGACGUGGCGAGCCGAGGCCUAGACAUUCACGAUGUGAAGUUCGUCAUCAACUACGAUGUUCCGAAAAACAUUGAGUCUUACAUCCACCGCAUCGGUCGUACGGGACGAGCCGGCAAUAAAGGAACUGCAAUCAGUUUCUUUCAGUACGAUUUCUAUUCUCCAGAGAAGGUCACUAUGGCUCGGAAGAUAUGCGAGGUUAUGCGCUCCGUUGGACAAGAGCCGCCACCGGAACUCGAGAAGAUCGGAGCACCUCGAGCCUCUUCCAGAAGCAGGAUGUAG